CCGACGUUACAGACGAAACUCGACAUGUUUAUUUCUCUCCAACAGCUCGAGCGUAGUUUCCCUCUGACGUCUCAUCUGUUGGCAAGUGGUCAGAUAUGUGCUGUAUGUGCUUACGAAUUUCAGAGCUCAGAUUACUCAGCAGUGGAGGAAGAACGAGCACGGCACAAAUAUGAAGGAGAUGAUUGGAGCGUUUCUGGCGUGCAAAGGGCUGCUGGUGGGGAUGUGUGCGUUGCUGCUCCUGAGCUCAGGAGGUUUAGUGUUCCUGCUGGUACGACAGAAAGAGCUGACGGAGGAGCUGGUGAGGUUGGACGCCCAGGUGCAGGUGCUGUCACAGAGCUGCAGGCUGCAGGCAGGAGUCCUCCGGCCCACAGACCCCGCAGAGGCUGGAGAGCUAAAGAAGCUCCAGCGCAGCAGAAGAAACCAGGAGGGAGAACCAACACAAAGCGAGGACGAGAAGGAUAUGAUGAUGCUGAUGACAUACUCCAUGGUUCCUGUCAAAGCCUUCGUGGAUCUGUGUAAUAGCUCCAGAGGACUUUGUUUCACAGGCCCAGCUGGACCACCAGGUUUGCCUGGUAGAGCUGGUUCAUCGGGACCUCAGGGUGCGCCCGGGCCGGAAGGGAGACGAGGAAAAAGAGGACGCCCUGGAGAACCAGGACCUAAAGGAGACCCUGGAACUCCCCGACCGAAAGGAGAGACCUACAAUGAGAUUCUCAUUGAGGGUCCUCCUGGUCCAAGGGGUCCAGCAGGCCCACCUGGUCCACCAUGUCCUGCUUGGUAUUCUAAUGAAGUGAGAAACAAGACCAUCGGAGAACACAGCCGUCAAAACAACAUGUUGAUGGAUUCAUCUCCUUCUGUGACCGAUGCAGAAAACCGCAACUCAACAAUUAACAAGAAUGAAUCACCACAUCCAGUAAAUGAGAGCAGAGAUGUUUUGAAUGUUACCGCCUCUAAAACAACUCUAGACACAAGUACGGACUCUGCCCCACUUACUCCAGACAAAAACAGUACCACCUUCAAUGGCAGCGGAAACAUUAAGGAUACACCAAUGAAAAGUGAGUUCGUAUCACCUCGUCCAGACCACAGACGGGACUUGUGGAUUGGAACCAGUACAGAGAAUGUUACAGAGGCAUCAGUAUUAGCAGUGUUACCAACACCACAUCCAACUCGUGAAGCCACAGAUGUUUUUAACGUUACUGACUCUGAGAAUCUGCGAGAGACAGAUAAGGAAUCUGAGUCAGUAUCAUUUCAUAAAGACUACAGCCAUGACGCCGUGAAUAUCACUGGGAAUGUUACAGACGGACCAAUACAAUUAUUAACAGUUCCUCUCUCUGUGGACCAAAACAGGGAUUCCUUCAAUAACAGUGGAGCCAUUAUUGAUGCACCCAUGACAAGUGACGCUUCAUUUUCACUCCAGAACAACAACAAGCUAAAUUUGACUAGCGAAAAGGGAUGGACAAAACCCAAUCCAGCAACUCCUCGUCCAACUGACAACAGCAGAGAUGUCACUGACUCUGAGAAACUUCUAGACACAAACAUGGAAGCUGAGUCAGUAUCAUUUCAUCAAGAUGACGACCAUGACAUCUUGAACGAUACCAAGAGAGAAAAUGUUACAGAGGCACCAAUAACAUUAUUGACAGCUCCACUUUCCGCGGACCAAAACAGUGAUGCUUUCAACAAUACUACAGAGGCACCAAUUCGAUUAUUAACAGCCUCACUUUCUGAGGAUCUGGAGACGGACGCCUUCAACAUCAGUGGAAAUAUUAUCAAAACACCCAUGAAAAGGGAGUGCAGAAUUAGAAAUAUUAAAUGUCCAGAGAAAGCCACCAAAAUGCAAAGCACAUUUGGAGCCUGGAUGUCCGAUGCAUCUCAGCAGGAUGGAGGUCCAUACUGGCUGGCCGAUCAUUUUUCAGGUCGAGUUUUGGUGGAGCGCAGGAACAUUUUGACAUUUAAUGAUACAAACAACAAAAUCAUAGACGUCGGGACGUGGUUCCAGGGCUGUGGUCAUGUUGUUUAUAAGCGGUCAUUUUACUUUCACAACGCAGGAACAAACAAACUUAUUAAAUUUGACCUGAACACUGGGGGAACAAACACUCUGAUCAUGGCAAACAGCAGAUAUCACAACCUGGCUUAUCUUUUUUGCAACUCAAAGACGUAUUUCAAGUUUUCUCUGGAUGAAAAUGGACUGUGGGUCAUUUUUGCAUCAGGUACAGAUGAUGAUACGAUGGUUGCAAAGAUUAACACUGAUAGAUUCUCUGUGGAGUCAGUCAUUAACACUCGCUACCCUACAACGAAAGCAGGAAAUGCUUUCAUUGUAGGUGGGGUGCUAUAUUUUACAGAUGACAAAGACAGAAAAGUUACAUAUGCCUUUGAUUUAAAGAAAGAGAGUCCUGUGGAUGCAAGUUUUGAUUUAAGGCCAGCCAAUGGCAUCUUGGCUAUGCUGUCAUAUUAUCCCAACAGAAAGCUUCUGUAUAUGUGGGACAACAGCAGCGUGAAAAUAUGCAAAGUUAGACUCAAAUGGAACUAGAAAUAACCACAAAACUUGUAAAAUGAGCAAUACAGUUAUUUGUAAAGGCUCAGUUGGUUUACGUGAAUGUAUUGAAACACUGACCCGAUUUUGACACACGAUGUUUAAGUCACACUGGACUUGUUCACAGUAAAUAUGUUACUCAAACUACUGACUUCUAAUCUUUAUUUGUCUAUUCCAAGAUACCUCAAUUUUGGAUUUAAACAGUCUAUAAAGAAAAUGAUUCCACAUUUUUUAAAUUUAAAUUAUUAUGUACAACUGUGAGGCCAUUUCCAAUGUCACUAUUGAACAUGAAGGCCAUUUAAACUUUCUAGAUAAUUUUUAUUUAUUUAUUUA
Anarrhichthys ocellatus (wolf-eel) is the source of this 2860-nucleotide messenger RNA. RefSeq names its product gliomedin-like. Lineage: Eukaryota; Metazoa; Chordata; Actinopteri; Perciformes; Anarhichadidae. Bases 170 to 2524 code for a protein of 784 amino acids. The transcript has 21 exons. Gene Ontology annotation, biological process: signal transduction. Gene Ontology annotation, cellular component: cell surface. The record is from RefSeq and is a predicted model, not a curated record.